Harpegnathos saltator (Jerdon's jumping ant) is the source of this 2992-nucleotide messenger RNA. RefSeq names its product glutamyl-tRNA(Gln) amidotransferase subunit A, mitochondrial (gene GatA). The transcript is spliced from 2 exons. The record is from RefSeq and is a predicted model, not a curated record. Lineage: Eukaryota; Metazoa; Arthropoda; Insecta; Hymenoptera; Formicidae. Bases 360 to 1922 code for a protein of 520 amino acids. Gene Ontology annotation, biological process: glutaminyl-tRNAGln biosynthesis via transamidation; mitochondrial translation. Gene Ontology annotation, molecular function: glutaminyl-tRNA synthase (glutamine-hydrolyzing) activity. Gene Ontology annotation, cellular component: glutamyl-tRNA(Gln) amidotransferase complex; mitochondrion.
GAAUGAGAACUCGCUGUCUCCCUCCAAACACGUCGAUACGCUCUCGUCUUGUUCCGAGUGUAAAAGUGCACACGAGUGUAACCGUAUGGAAAUGCAGGUCCGCUUGAGCUACGUUUUCUCUACACUUUGCCCUUGCGUGCGCGAUUUGACACAGUAUCAAUUCCAUGCUUGAACUCGAAUCAUCCAAGGAGAUUCUAAACUGAAAGAGAGCGAACAUAACCUCGUCCCACUCUCGACUGCACUCUACUUCGUCGUACAGUACUCCAGUCUGCUGUGCACGUUGUCGGAGGUUAUAUACUCCUUCUCCGCCAACGGAGAGGUUAUGCACGGUCGCGGAACGUACCGAACAAACGCGAGCGAUGAACAAGUUGUUGUCCACGUCGAUCAGGGAAGUUAGUCAGAGGAUCCACGGUGGCACGGUGCGACCGUCCGAGAUCUGCGAGGCAUCCGUUAAGUUGACGUCGAUCGUCAAGCCUCUGAACGCCUACAUCACCGUGACGGAUGAUGUCGCGCGAGAACAAGCGAGCGAUGCCGACGCGAGGCAACAGAGCAAUUCGUUGCUGGGGCGGCUCGACGGCAUCCCCGUCGCCAUCAAAGAUAAUUACUGCGUCAAGGGUAAACGCACCACUUGCGCCUCUCGUAUGUUAGCCAACUUCUCGCCCGGUUACGAUGCCACGGUUUAUGAGAGGCUGAGGAAGCAGGGCGCUAUCUUGAUCGGCAAGACUAACCUCGAUGAAUUCGCCAUGGGUUCUGGUACCAUAGACUCGCUUUAUGGGCCGACGAGGAAUUUAUGGGGCUCGGAGGUGUUGUCGCGCUUCUACUCAUACAAGUCCGACGCUUCGCAGGUGGCCUCUGAGGAAGCGCAGGGGAAAGAUACAUGGCGGAUAGCAGGUGGCAGUAGCGGAGGCUCCGCAGUGGCGGUAGCCACAGGUACCUGCUACGCAGCCCUGGGAUCUGACACCGGUGGUUCCACUCGCAAUCCUGCGUCUUAUUGCGGCCUGGUUGGACUGAAACCGACCUACGGCCUAGUGUCUCGUUAUGGCCUCAUCCCGCUGCUGAACUCGAUGGACGUGCCUGGUAUUCUCGCGAGGACGGUGGACGACGCUGCGCUGAUCUUGAACGCCAUAGCUGGACCUGAUCCUGCGGACUCUACCACUGUGCAGAAAGAGUACCAGCCGAUCAUUCUACCCGAGACGAUAGACCUCAGCAAUCUCAGUAUCGGUAUACCGAAGGAGUACGGGGUGCGUGGUAUAAGCGAGGAGGUGCAGGCGUGUUGGGACGAGGUUUCCCGUCACUUGGCGGAAGCGGGCGCGAACAUCGUGCCGGUGUCUUUACCGCACACCGACUACUCCAUAGUGUGUUACUCGGUUCUAAAUCGGUGCGACGUGGCCAGCAACCUGGCUUGUUACGACGGUAUCGAGUACGGUCACAGAGCCGACGAAUGGACCACUGCUCACGAAUUGUACAAGAAGACCAGGUCGGAGGGCUUCAACGACGUGGUCAAGGGUCGCAUACUGGUCGGCAAUUAUUUUCUCUUAGCCAAAAAUUACGAGGAGUAUUACGUGAAAGCGAUGAAGAUGCGCCGGCUGAUCGCGCAGGACUUUGACGUCCUCUGGGACAAUAACGUGGAUCUCCUGCUGACCCCGACCACGUUGACUGAAGCCCCCCGUUACGAUCACUUCGUGUCGUUGGACAAUCAGACGCAGUGUCUGAUUCAAGAUCAUUGUACGCAGCCGGCGAACAUGGCCGGCUUGCCGGCGGUCAACGUGCCGAUCAAGCUCUCUCGCGCAGGCUUGCCGUUGUCCUUGCAAUUAAUGGCACCGUCUUUCCACGAGCACAGGCUGCUCACCGUGGCGAAGUGGAUCGAACAGACUGUGCGAUUCCCGCGACUCGAACUGACGGAUUCGUGUUUGUUCGAAUAAAGCGGAUCUUACUUCCAGACAAUGCUGAUCCUUCAUUCGUUGCGUCUCCUCCUUGCAGUCAAAUUUUAUUUUUUCUUGAUUUUUGACACGCCCUGUUGAACGCGCGAUCGAUCGCUCACACGGGUCGCUGGUUCUUACGGCUUCGCGUAUGCAUUCGCGCCGGAGUAUCGGAGUGUUCCGGAGUGAACGUGCGCAAUUAGAACGAGAAUUAGUACGUAGAGAUUUCCUGCGGCGCAACGGCCGUAACCCUCGAGGCCGUAACGCAAACAAAUUAUACUCCAGUGUGCCAUUGGCCGUAUCUGAAAUUCUAUUCGUCGUGUAACGGCGCGUGUUCGCCUUUACAAGCAAACGAACCUCGUCUUAUUACGUCGCGCUGUAUAGUACUCUUCGCAAACGAAGUGCAAGAGAGGCAAACUACGAAACUGCGACUGCACCUUCGUGUCGCCGAAUUCAUUCGCCGGUCGGAACUCCGUGGCUACCGAUUACGAUUAGCGCGAGAGCGACUUUUCUAACAUGGUAAUACUUACAUAUAUAUAUAUAUAUAUAUAUAAAACUGUUUUCGUGUAAAUAAAGUAUACGAUGAUACCACGAGAAGAACAAUUCGCCCCUUGAGAGAUUUUAUUCCCGACCGCGAUCCGCGGUCGUUCUCGCAUCGAGUCUUCGUAAAUUUCGUGUUUGCCGUGCGUCCGUCUUGAUUCGCUACUCUCAGCGAUAUAUCCUCAUCUACCGCCGAUCGCGUUACCAUUGCAACGUUACUGUCGGGGUGUUGCACGACGAGCCUCUGACAUUUCGAGCCUCAUUGUUCCCCGGAGAGCAGUUGAGGAUGAUUCGAAUGACGGGCGAACAGCCACGCGCUCGCGCACGCCUGCAAUGCCCAUUCAUUCACGUGGCGCCUUCAGUAAUUAGUUCGUUGUGACAUUUUGGCCCGGCCUAUUGUGCACGCUUCCGAUCGAAAAAGCUAACGAGAACGGUGAGAUAUACGCGCGUCUCAUUGUUCGCCGUGUUUGCGUACGAUUUGUUGUUGCACAGUAAUUUGCAUAUUUUAAUAUUGAUACCGUCACGCGCACACA